Molecule: messenger RNA, 2116 nt
Organism: Aspergillus ibericus CBS 121593
Lineage: Eukaryota; Fungi; Ascomycota; Eurotiomycetes; Eurotiales; Aspergillaceae
Product: putative GABA permease (Uga4)
Exons: 7
Coding region: 454-2070 (538 amino acids)
Biological process (GO): transmembrane transport
Cellular component (GO): membrane
Molecular function (GO): transmembrane transporter activity
Source: RefSeq, a predicted model, not a curated record
CUCAGGUAUCCAGGUGAGAUCUGGAUAUGUGAACCGCAAAUUGCUCGCGUGCCACGGUUCGUGGUCAGUGGCCGUGGCCGUGGCAGUGGCAAGUGGAACAAUACGUCUCGCCAGCCGGUGAUCGGCGACCCACGAUAUCCCCCAUGUGGGGAGCCGAAGUGAGGAGAUGAAGAGGUCCGUGGAAGAAAAGACUCCCAGCACGGCAGCACCAGACCGGCAGGUCGCCAGCAUUCCAGGGAUGCCUGACAUCCCCUGUCCGGUCCAUUCCCACUUUGACAGUUGCAGCAGAGUCUGUCCAGGUCUGGCUCUGAUGAAGAAAGGUUUGUGUCCGUGGCUUGGCAAACUCAAUCCGAUCCCUAUAACUGCUGUUCCCCGUCACUGGCGUCGCUGCAACUUUUUUGAUCUUGACUCUUCACUUCGUCGCUUUUCUGUCAGCGCGCUCAUAACGAGGCCAUGGUCACCAAGGCAUCACCUACGGCCGUCUCGGCCAACUCCGGGGCGGAGGAAGCUGGACUCGCGGAUCCGGGGGAUACACAACUGCUGGCCAAACUCGGCUACAAGCAGGAGCUCCGUCGUCAGUAUUCCACCGUACAAAUUUUCGCCGUUGCCUUCAGUAUUAUGGGACUGGUGCCGUCGAUCGCAUCGACCAUUGCGUUUUCCUUACCGGCGGGGCCUGCGGGCAUGAUUUGGGGUUGGUUUACUGCAAGCAUCUUGAUCUUCUUUGUUGGAUUGGCCUUGGCCGACAUGGCAUCGGCCAUGCCCACGGCGGGUGGGCUAUACUGGUGGACGCACUAUUUUGCCGGGCAAAAGUACAAGAAUGCGUUGAGUUUCCUGGUGGGAUACAGCAACACCCUGGGAUUGAUCGGUGGGAUGUGCUCUGUGGAUUACACUCUCUCGCUCAUGAUCCUCGCCUGCGUCUCUAUUGCCCGCGAUGGCGACUAUUCCGCCUCAAACGGCACCAUCUACGGCGUGUAUGUCGGCCUGAUUCUUGUCCAUGCCCUCUGCGGCAUCUUCUCGGGCCCUAUCAUGCCGCGCAUUCAGACCUUUUGCAUCUACAUCAACAUUGCCAUCAUUAUCGCCACUGUGAUCGCUCUUCCCGUGGGCAAGGUGUCCCGCGGGGAAUCUCUCAACCCAGGCUCAUAUGUCUUCGGACACGUGGAUAACGAUACCUCGUGGCCGACAGGAUGGACCUUCAUCCUGGCCUUCUUGGCGCCGAUCUGGUCGAUCGGAUUCUUCGACUCGUGCGUGCACAUGAGCGAGGAGGCGCUGCAUGCGGCCAAGGCGGUUCCCCUGGGGAUUAUCUGGUCCUCGGGAUGCGCGUGCGUGCUGGGGUUCCUGGUGCUGAGUAUCUUGGCCGCUGUGAUGAACCAGGAUGUGGAUGCGACGAUCAAUACGGUAUUUGGACAGCCGAUGGCGCAGAUCUAUUAUGAUGCGCUGGGCAAAAAGGGGGCGCUAGGGUUUAUGGGCGUGCUGAUCGUCAUUCAGUUCCUGAUCGGGCUGAGCUUGAUCGUCGCCGCCUCUCGACAGGCAUGGGCGUUUUCCCGCGACGGCGCAUUGCCUUUUUCCAACUACUUUCGCCACGUCAGCCGGCGGAUUCGUUACCAGCCCGUGCGGGCCAUUGUCGGUCUCGUGGUGGUAUGCAUUAUCUUCGGCCUGCUGUGCCUGAUCAACUCGGUGGCAGCGAACGCGCUGUUCUCGCUGUUCGUAGCGAGCAACUAUGUCGCAUGGGGCACCCCGAUCCUCUGUCGUCUGAUCUGGGGGAAGGAGCGCUUCCGUCCGGGCGAGUUCUACACAGGAUGGCUGAGUCGGCCGAUCGCGAUCGUGGCCGUGAUCUGGCUGGUAUUCGGCUUGAUUCUGUCGAUGUUCCCGAGCACGGGACCGAACCCGAGUGCGUCGGAAAUGAACUACACGAUCGUGAUCAACGGGUUCGUGUGGAUUGCCUGCAUGACGUACUACUUCCUAUUCGCACGGAAAUGGUACACGGGGCCGAAGAUGACCGUGGAUGGAGUCGAGGGGGAUACCACCGACACCGAGUCGGGGAAGAGCGACGAUGCAUCUACCGUUCGAUAAGAAGUAUAGUAGCAUAGCAUGAUAUAACAUAGACUGAGCUAUCAUG